This is a messenger RNA of Harmonia axyridis, 858 nucleotides long. Its product is annotated as alpha-crystallin B chain-like. The coding region runs from base 94 to 684 and encodes 196 amino acids. NCBI's taxonomy places the organism in Eukaryota, Metazoa, Arthropoda, Insecta, Coleoptera, Coccinellidae. Gene Ontology annotation, molecular function: protein folding chaperone. The record is from RefSeq and is a predicted model, not a curated record. Gene Ontology annotation, biological process: response to heat; protein refolding. The transcript has a single exon.
CGCAAUAAGCAAUACUUCAUAUCGAGUUGCUCCGUCAGUAUGCGAUAAGAUUGUUGUUGUGGAAAUUUCAAAAACACGGAAAAUUAUUGAAAAAUGUUCGGGAAUAUUCUCACCUUGGAUCUGGUGGACAGGGUGUUCGCCAACACCUACGCGAAGAAGAAGCAAACUCCCGAUCUGAGUCAGUCGAGUUCUUCAGAAUCCGUUGCCAGUUCUACCUCUAUGAAAAAUUCAUGGAGAUCUUCGAUUUCCAGCAUAAAUUCCAUCGAACACUUUGAGCUGCCUCCUCAUAUGAGAACCUCUUGUAUGGACGUGAAAAUAUUCGAUCCCGUACAUCUGACACUCAGAGUAGAGCACGGAAAUACGCUGGUGAUGGAGGGAGUACACGAAGAAGGCAAUGACGAUCAUGGUUCUAUAGUUAGGCAUUUUUCUAGAAGGGAAAUCAUACCGGAGACUUGCGAUGCUUCAAAGAUGAGAACUGAAUUGCUGAGGGACGGUCUGCUGAUUGUGACAAUCCCGAAACGUAAAGUCGAAAGACAAAAUUCGGCAGAAUCUUCAAGUUCAAACCCGCUUUCGCCUACGAAACGUGUAAAAGAUGUUCCACAGUCGCCCACAAAACGAGUUAGAUUCCUGUCAAUUGAGGAAAAGGAAGAGAAGAAAUCAACGCAGGGUACCCCGAAAAAAUAAAGUCAUAAUAUGAAUAUCUACUUGGAUUUUCAUACCACACAUCCGUCUUAUUGUUUCUGUUCAAUUCUGUUUGCAAUACGUUUGAUUAUAUUUCAUUUAUUAUAUUAAUUUUAACUUGUUAUUGAAUAUUUAAUAUAUCCGUUUUGAAUUUCAAUAAAAUGUUUAUAAUAUGAA